CCAAAAUGGUAAGUUGAAUUACUGUGAAUAAGUACGGUCGUACUACCCAUACGAUGACCGAUUUUGUGGAGAGCACGGUUUCUCACCGCAAUCGUAGACUCGCGGUCCUAAGAAGCAUUUGAAGCGUUUGAAUGCACCCAAGCACUGGAUGCUUAACAAGAUGGGAGGAGUGUGGGCUCCUAAGCCUAGCUGUGGUCCCCACAAGCAGAGAGAGUGCCUUCCUCUGCUGUUGAUCAUCCGCAACCGUCUGAAGUACGCUCUGACCAAUCACGAGGUCAAGAUGAUCUGCAUGCAGCGUCUGGUCAAGGUGGACGGCAAGAUCCGCACGGACUCUACCUUCCCCGCCGGUUUCAUGGAUGUGGUGACUCUGGAGGGUUCUUCCGACCGUUUCCGUCUGUUGUACGACGUGAAGGGCCGCUUCGUCCUUCACCGCAUCGACGAGAACGAGGCUCAGUACAAGCUGUGCAAGGUUGUGAAGCGCCAGCUGUCGAGCAAGAAGAUCCCGUUCAUCGUGACUCACGAUGCUCGCACGAUCCGCUUCCCUGACCCCACCGUGAAGGUGAACGACACCGUGAAGGUGGAUCUGAAGACGAACAAGGUGAUCGGCCAUGUGAAGUUCGAGGUGGGCAACCUGUGCUUCAUCACGAAGGGACACAACAUUGGUCGUGUGGGAGUGAUCGUCCAUCGUGACAGACACUUCGGAUCCUUCGAUAUUGUGCACGUUCGCGAUGCGGCGGGUCACGAGUUCGCCACCCGUCUGAGCAACGUGUUCAUCAUCGGCGAGGGCAACCAGCCCAUGGUGUCUCUGCCUAAGGGCAACGGAGUGAAGCUCAGCAUCAUCGAGGAGAAGGAGAUGAGAGAGAAGAAGAACUAAUCGCUGGGUUGUAGCGAGAAUUUGGAGU
Blastocystis hominis is the source of this 902-nucleotide messenger RNA. RefSeq lists its product as hypothetical. The transcript is spliced from 2 exons. Gene Ontology annotation, cellular component: ribosome; cytosolic small ribosomal subunit. Lineage: Eukaryota; Bigyra; Opalinata; Blastocystidae. Bases 290 to 874 code for a protein of 194 amino acids. Gene Ontology annotation, biological process: translation. Gene Ontology annotation, molecular function: structural constituent of ribosome; RNA binding. The record is from RefSeq and is a predicted model, not a curated record.